UCCGGUUGUGCAUUCUCCCCGCGGAUCAGCGUCACGAUCACAGGUGAUACAGAUACAUCGGGCGUUGAAUGACGGGGUGAAAUCUCGCGGCGAGUAAUACCCGACGUUCUUGUGAUUGCACCACUCGUCGUCCUUCUUUUACUCGCUAUAUUUAAGGAUAAUUGAUAAGAGGAAAGUCCAAAAUCGCGCGUCACGAUGGAGGCGAUCAAGAAAAAAAUCGCGGCGUUGAAACUCGAGAUGGAUGCCGCGAACGAGAAGGUCGAAACCAAUGAGACGAAAGCGAAACAAGAAAAUAUAAGAGCAGACAGGCUGAAUGACGAUCUUAGAGAUCUGCAGAAACGACUUGUCCAAUUGGAACGAGAUUAUACUAUCGCCAAAGCUAACUUGGAACAAUCAACCGCUGAUCUAGAGCAGUGCGAAAAAUCUUGGUCCAGAGCUGAGCAAGAUCGUACCGUUUUAACGAAGAAAGUGCAGGAGAUCGAAGCGAGUCUCACCAAAAAGGAGGAGCUGCGUCUUUCCGCCACACUAAAACUGGCACGUGCGACCGAACUCGCGGACGACGCGCAGAGAAUGUGUAACGUCCUGACGGAGAGGAGUCGCUUGGACGAGGAACGUAUGGAGAAGCUGAUGUCGGAAUUAAAAGACGCAAGAUUAAUCGCCGAAGACGCUGACGCGAAAUCCGACGAAAUAGCCAGGAAAUUACAAUUUGUGGAGGAGGAGUUGGAAGCUGCUGAAGAAAGAGUGAAGACUAGCGAAGCAAAAAUCGUGGAACGCGAGGACGAGCUCUUCAUUGUACAGAAUAUCGUAAAAUCCCUUGAAGUAUCCGAGGAGAAGGCAAACCAGCGAGUAGAAGAUUUUAAGCUGCAGCUGAAAUCUUUGAAAAAAAAACUGAAGGAGGCAGAGAAGCGUGCAAUCACCGCCGAAAGGACGGUCAAGGCGUUAUUAAAGGAAAUGGACAUGAAGGAAGACGAACUCAGAGAAGAAAGGGAAAAGUACAAGGCGGUCUGCGACGACAUGGACGCGACAUUCGCCGAGAUGACAGGCUAUUAACAUCUUGCGGACAGACUUGAUUUAACUCUCGCUGCUACUCAUCCUACGCUUCCCUCCGCUUAUUCGCUAUCUUUUAAUAUUCAUUAGUUCGGCUCGUUGUGCUUAAAAGUCGCUUAAAUGCCGUUCGUUUUGUUGUACGGAGAGCCGUGAGCGAUAUUAGAAAUAAUCUGCUUCGCGCAAUAAUAUACUGAUGGACAAGGCAAUGCAAUGCGACUUGUUACUAUAACUGCUUCGCUUCGUGUAAUAUCUUGCCAAGAUCGAACAACUAGUUCAUGGUCGCUUGUUGUUCACUAUGUCGAUCAAAGAUUCACAAUUUCAUCUAUUUCUUUUUCUUUCAGAGGCGUUGGAGGGAUUUAAUGUCGUACGCGCGAGCGAGGCCAUGAUAUCGCGCAUCCUUUUUACCAUUCAAUGUAAAAUGUGUA
Temnothorax curvispinosus is the source of this 1472-nucleotide messenger RNA. Its product is annotated as tropomyosin-2-like. Gene Ontology annotation, cellular component: actin filament. NCBI's taxonomy places the organism in Eukaryota, Metazoa, Arthropoda, Insecta, Hymenoptera, Formicidae. The record is from RefSeq and is a predicted model, not a curated record. The transcript has 8 exons. Gene Ontology annotation, biological process: muscle contraction; actin filament organization. Gene Ontology annotation, molecular function: actin filament binding. Bases 196 to 1050 code for a protein of 284 amino acids.